Myotis myotis is the source of this 5440-nucleotide messenger RNA. RefSeq names its product chromosome unknown C2orf66 homolog (gene CUNH2orf66). The coding region runs from base 3387 to 3686 and encodes 99 amino acids. The transcript has 2 exons. The record is from RefSeq and is a predicted model, not a curated record. NCBI's taxonomy places the organism in Eukaryota, Metazoa, Chordata, Mammalia, Chiroptera, Vespertilionidae.
CUCUCUCCACGGCUGACCUCUCACCAUCUCUCUCCACGGCUGACCUUCUCCCACCGUCUCCCUACGGCUGACCUUCUCCCACCGUCUCUCUCCACGGCUGACCUUCUCUCACCAUCUCUCUCCACGGCUGACCUUCUCCGACCGUCUCCCUACGGCUGACCUUCUCCCACCGUCUCUCUCCACGGCUGACCUUCUCUCACCAUCUCUCUCCACGGCUGACCUUCUCCCACCGUCUCCCUACGGCUGACCUUCUCCCACCGUCUCUCCACGGCUGACCUCCCGCUGUCUCCCCACAGCUGACCGUCUCCCACCAUCUCUCUCCACGGCUGACCUUCUCCCACCGUCUCUCCACGGCUGACCUCCCACUGUCUCCCCACAGCUGACCGUCUCCCACCAUCUCUCUCCACGGCUGACCUCCCACCGUCUCUCUCCACGGCUGACCUCCCACCGUCUCUCCACGGCUGACCUCCCACUGUCUCCCCACAGCUGACCUUCUCCCACCAUCUCUCUCCACGGCUGACCUUCUCCCACCGUCUCUCCACGGCUGGCCUCCCACUGUCUCCCCACAGCUGACCGUCUCCCACCAUCUCUCUCCACGGCUGACCUCCCACCGUCUCUCUCCACGGCUGACCUUCUCCCACCGUCUCUCCACGGCUGACCGUCUCCCACUGUCUCCCCACAGCUGACCGUCUCCCACCGUCUCUCUCCGCGGCUGACCUUCUCCCACCGUCUCCCCACGGCUGAACUCGGGAGCUUGAUGUACUCGUUGUCUCUCUCUCUUGUCCAUCCACUCACUUCUAAUCUGACUUUUCCCUCCAUCCACCACAGCAGUCUGAUGCUCCGGGACCUUCCGAGUCCUCUUUUUACUCCAUCUUCUCCUUCUCGACACACUUGCUUCCCUUGCUGUCAGUCUCCUGGUUUUCCUCUGCCUCCAGGGUCUCCCUCGCAGAGAUCCCUACAGAUGGCUGUGACCUGCUAACACUUCUCAAAGCUCAAGCCCUAGACCACCUUUUCUUCUCAUUUUCUAACUUUUGUUGAAGAAAUCUUAUCCAUUUAUAUGCCAAUAACUCCCAUAUUGACAUUUCCUUCCCAGACCUCCCCUUUGAGCUCCAGGCUGUGUAUCCAACUGUGUAUCUCCAUCUCCACGUGGUUCCUCAAAUACAACACACCCGUCCGGAGGGAGCUCAUGACCUUCACCCACCCAGGCCCGUGUUUGCUGUCUCAGGGAGUGGGGCUGAGUUCACUGAUCCUGAGACCGAGAGGUGGUUUUGACACUCUCUUCCUCUUAGUUCUGCCUCCUCUAGUGCCCAGUACAUUAGCAACACCUUCUUCUCUCUCUCAGGCCCACCCACAUCUCUGCAUCCAUGCUCCCCUCCUCAUCCAGUUUAACACCUCAUCCUGCCUGGUCCCCCUUCUCUACCUCCUCUCUCUCCCCCACUGCAACCACAAUGACCUUUGGAAAAUGCAAGUCUCAUCAAGCAACUUGGCUGCUGAAACCUUUCAAUGACUUGCCAUGGCCUGCAGCAGACAAAUCACACUCUGCCUACCUCUUAGCUCCGGCUUGAACUGACCACACCUGGCGCCCUCUGCUCCCCGCUUCCUCACUGACUUUCUGGGAAUAGAAGCCACCCUCCUGGUGAGGACACUCCAACCAAUGGAGCCACCUGGCCAGGGCCUCACUCACGUUCAGCCUCAGGCUCCAGCGCAGCUGUUCACCUUGUGUGACGCUCUUCUCCCUCUGUGCACCCCCUGUUGCCUAGGUAACUGCUGCUGCCAGAUGCCAGGUCACUUCAUCUCGGCGGCCUUCCCUGACCCUCGAGACGGAACCAGGUCUCCCCGUUCCACUCUCACAGCACCCAGUUCCUCCUCGUAGAAAUCAGCGUCCUUUGUAUUUUGUUAAAUAAUGAUGUGGCUCAUGUCUGUCUUGCCCACUAACAUGCCAGUUCCAUGAGGGCCGUACCUAUGUUUAUUAUUCUUAUCAUUUUAUCCUCAAAGCCUUGGGGUGUGCGAUAAAAAUUUGUUGAACGAAUGAACAAAGACGUAAACAAAUGAAGGUCAUAGAGACUUGCCCAAGGUCAAGAUGAGAAAUAGCCAGGAACUCUGGUUUUCAGCUCAGAUCACCAGCCUUCUCAGCAAGGAGCUUGUCCGGGAUGCCCUGCAUCACGGGGACCGAGCAACUUCCCAGCCCGUCACGUCCAAUUUCUCAGCCCUCGCCUUUCCUAUGAUUACGUUUAUUCAGCAGGACAGUGCUGUAAGUAUGGUCAUUUUUCUUUCUCCCCAUGCUACACGUGCUCUCUUGUAGUCUAUUUUGAGGGGGGUAUUAUGAGAAACCAGGCCACUGUUUAAAACAUGUAAAGAUUCCUGAGGUUCUCAGAAGAGAUAUGAGGUGUCAUUCAUGAAGAGCAAUUUUGUCCCUUGCACUAGAAUUUUCUGUGUAAAGAAAAAAAUGCUCUCAAUUUCCAAAGCUGCUAUCUGCAGAAGAGCAUCCUAUUACGUGGGCUAGUCAUCGUCAUAUUCCCAGGAUGAUACACCUUCUCUUGCAAGUAUAAAAGGCAGAGGCCACUUGGCUGUUUGGAAGUGCCCUGUGUUAUAAAAGCCACGCAAAAUGGCCAGUGGUGGUUCUAUUUAUAAGACAAGUUGUUUAUCCCUGAAGAAGUUUGAAGAUGUGGUUCUCAAGGGUGUUUGUGCUGUGGAUGAAAAUGGACUCGUUGUGUUUGAACUCCCCUUGCUCACGUCAGUGACCCCCACCUUCAGCCAACCCUGGUUAUAAGCAGCCACGCUCCCCCGUGGGCUGUAGGCGGCGUAAGCAACCAGGCCAGCCGAGCCGGACUCCCGGUAAGCUGUCUGAGCCCUUUCUCUGGGGUUCCUUUCCACUGCCCACCUCGGGGUGGGAGACCAGCUUUACUUACCUGGUGUGGUGUGAACCUGCUGUGUGGAAAGUGCAUUGCUCAGUUUUGGGGUUUUUAAGAUGGGUUUGGGGUGCUUUUUUGUUUGUUGUGUAAGAUUUCACUUUUUUGGGGAGAUAACAAGGUGCAUUUUUUAAAAAGAUAAAAUGGUCUGCUCAGACUUGGGAGGUUGUGCUCAUCAUCACUUUGCUUAUCAUUGUACAAUGUUCUAACUUUUGUGGACCCCCCUAAGCUCAUCAACUGGAUUUGGAAAUCUUAUUUGCAAAUGAAUCUGGAGAAGAAGAGGGCCGUACAAUUCAGGUGGACCAGGAUGCUACUUCUUCUUCCUUGUCUCCCUUUUAAAAUGGCUCUUUUUUUAUUCUGCAUUUGUUCUCUCUCUCUUGCUCCUUCCUUCCCUCUCUCUCUCCCUCCCUCCCUCCCUCCCUCAGUGUGACCAUUGCAUUUCCCCUCAUCCUUCCUCUCACUCAGCCGCAGUCCACCAUGCCCAAAGCGUUCCUGCUGCUGUGUGCGGCCCUGGUGCUCCUCGGGCCUGUGCAUGGAGCCAAACUGAGAAACCAAGACACAUGGAAGCCACUCAGCAACCCCAGGAACCGAGACCUGUUUUUCAGAACCCUUCAGGCGUAUUUUAAGGGAAGAGGUCUUGACCUUGAAAGGUUUCCAAAUACUCUCUCCACAAAUGAGACCCCCAGACCCCUCUCUGUGCAGUCAGAGCUCAUCGCCUCUGCCUUUGCCGAGUUCCAAGAGCGGAGAAACCCCUUUCCCCGCGGCCUCCAAGGCUGACGGCUUCUCCUGAGAGCAGGUGAGAGGCUCCCUUCCUCCCAGACAGACGGCUCGCUCGUGAAGAGGUUUGGAAAGCAGUUAUUUGAAAAAUGAUUUUAUUUCCCCGCAGAAAUACGUGCUUGCUAGUAGCUUAGAAGCUACUCAUCUCUGGUACUAUUUGGAUGUGGUUCAGUAUUUCAUGUCUGUUUUAAGGAGGAAUGACAGUUAUGACAUUUUAAGCAUAGUUUUGUGGGAAGAGAUAUAGUAAAAUGAUAGGACUAUCACUCUUAACAGGAUGGUUACAUCUAGUGGAAUACCACUCACUUUGCCUGUAUCCUUUUUCCCCCAGACCCGGGCAGAUAGCUGAGUUGUGUGGAAAAUCAUAAAGAAAUAUGUGAAAUUGUGCAGUUGGAUUAAAUAGAAAGUAAAGUUUAAAAAUAGUUCCUUUUAGAAGAAAGUAAUAAGCAUAUAUUUGAUCUUGAACAUCCUCACCUAGAGGAAGUAAAGUAAAAUAUUAAAGAUGAUUUUUUUUCUCAUAGGAAAAAGGUUAGAAGUAUAUUAUGUUUAAUAUUUGAAUUUUAUUAUUCUUGUUACUGUAGCAUUCCUACCAAAUGAGUACCCAUCAUUUAAAAAAAUAGGUAUGGUGCAUUCCAGGGAGCUACAUUAUGAUUCUAGUCUAUUAGCCUUUUGUUCGGCUGAAUAAUUACGAUUCCGUUCCCUACAAUAAAGGGAACUAAAUCGUGAUUAAAAUCUCCUCCUCUUCUUCCACCAGGUAGGAAUGAAACUGUGAGGAAGCGUGCCGCCGUUGCAUUUUAUUGUGCAUGUGAAAGGAUUUUGCUUAUCGAUUCUUGUAAAUGUGAUGAUUUAAAAAAAAAUAAUGAUGUUAUUUUGAAAAGAAGAUGCAACUUACCAUGUGGUAUAUGCACUUGAAACCUCUCCUGCGUGAGAAAAUAAAAUAGAAUAAACAGAAAGAGGUUAAGAGGCGUCCCCUUAACUGUUUCUCACACGUGGGCCCUAGGCCAGCGGUCGCUAACCGGUGGUCCGCGGACCACUGAUCGUCCCUGAGGUCCCAAAGGUUGGCGACCAACCACUGCUAAAACAGGACAGUUAUUAAUGCACAGCGCCUCCUCCGGUAGAAGACAGUAGUGCAUGCAGUUUGCUUUAAGCCUCACAGUCUCCACCUAUAAACUGCAGGUGCUACCCUCUAGCUCACAGACCGUGUCAAAUAAAAUGUCAAAGACACACUUUCUGUGAGCGUGGAGUGAGGUGCUGUUUGGGGGCGGACCCGGAGAAAGCACCUACUGGGUGCGAUGGUGACAUAAUGGGACUCGCAUGAUGGUGGGGGAAGAAGCAAAGCGUCUGGGUCAGAGAAGACUCCAUCAUCAGCUCGCCUUUCCUGGCAGCUGAUUAGAAAGUGAGGACGAAAAGAGUUUUUGCUGGAAGAUGCUGAUCUUUGAGUCUUUGUGCUAAUGGUACCGACUUCAUUUUCUGUUUCAUUAGAGCAUUUUCUUGUUCUUGCAGGUAUCUGGCUAUUUUUACACCACAGAUGAAGCUGCUCAUCAGAAAAAGUCAAUCAUGGUCAUUGUUAACCCCCUUCCCUGCCCCCACUUUUGUCAGUUUGUAAUGGUUUUAUUCUGUAUUUCCAGAUUUACAUAUAAACAGCCUGACCUUUGGGACCUCUGUGACUUAUGUGAUACUUUGCUGUUUUUUCCACUUUAGAACCAUAAAUGUCAAUGUAGAGCCCCGCAUAUAAUUGCAAGUUAUCAAAGCACCCU